AUGUUGGGUACACGGUCGGGCCAAUUUGCGGGCAAAGUUAUUGUGUCCAUGCAACUCCAGUCCACACCCGACACAAUAAUUUGCCUGUACCUGAUCAAUAAUUUUCAUCGCACUGAUAUCGGCAGCAUUACGUUUGUCAUUCACGGCUUGGCAUUCUUUAUAUUAGUGCCAAUAGUUGGAAAGGCCAACGACUGGCUAAUUGGACGCUACGGAGAGCAGGUACACUAUUAUACCAUGGCUUCCGGCUCAAUAAUCACUACCUUGACCAUUUUGGCGAUGGCGCUGGCCAGCACAUAUGCAGGGAUGAUGGCUGGAUAUGUUAUUUUUGGUUUGGCCCGUUUGACCAUGCUAAUUCCCGCAAAAAGCGUCUACGGAGACCUGGUCAACUACGCAAAGGUGAAUUUAAUGGCAUAA
This is a messenger RNA of Kickxella alabastrina, 414 nucleotides long. RefSeq lists its product as uncharacterized. NCBI's taxonomy places the organism in Eukaryota, Fungi, Kickxellomycota, Kickxellomycetes, Kickxellales, Kickxellaceae. The transcript is spliced from 2 exons. The coding region runs from base 1 to 414 and encodes 137 amino acids. The record is from RefSeq and is a predicted model, not a curated record.